UCGAGGCCUUUCAUCGGCUCGGCCCACUUUCUUCUAUUCACAGUUCACUCCACGAACUGCUCACUAUGGAAACCCUAACGUUGAUGCAAAAUCAAGAAGACACACAUUUUGUUCAACACUCUUGAAAUCACUCAAAAAAAAUGUUGAACCGACCCAAAAAAAAAAAAAAAAAAAAAAAAACCUCGAUGCCAGCUUCUCAAAAGCAUCCAUGGAGGAUUCCGAUCAGCAAUCGACUCACUCCGGAGCAGUUAUUGGUUCAAACGAUGACCUUUUAACCGAGAUCCUUCUCCGGCUACCUGUCACCUCCAUCCUUCGCUUCAAAUCGGUAUCCACACACUGGCGUUUGCUUUUGAGUCACACACAUUUCACCCACAGGUAUGAUAAGAUUUCAAAAUCUCCUGGUAUAUUUGCUGGCAAUGUAUACGUCCCGUUUGAUGUUCAAAACAGAGGCACUCCCCCUUUUCGCAGUCUCGAUUUUUUCCCCGAUCCUCGUGGUAUCAGAAUUGUGCAAUCUUGUAAUGGAUUACUCCUUUGCUGUAGCGAACAAGGGAGCAUAGGUGCUCGUAAGUAUUAUGUAUUUAAUCCCACCACUAAACAAUUCGCAAUCAUCCCAUCGGUCCCGGGCGGUUAUAAAGUUCGUAACACCACCUGUUUUAUGGGUCUGGCAUUUCAUCAAACAGAUUGUCCUCACUACAAACUUGUUUGUAUUCGUCGGCUUCAGCCUGGUAUGCCUUUGUUCCAGUUUCAAAUCUACUCAUCUGAUACAGGGGAAUGGAAAAUUUGUGCCGUAACUUUAGAUACUCACUGGUCCUUCUUCAAAAAGGGAGUUUACUGGAAUGGAGCUAUUCACUGGGCUCCCUGGUAUCACAAUCACUUCUACUUUAAUAUCGAGGCUGAACAGGUGCAAACAUUGCCGUUGCCGGUGGAUAUGACGUCUUUUAAUACUAUGACAAUGUACUUUGGGGAAUCUAGAGGUCAUUUACAUUUAACAGUGGGUGUUGAUCCUAAGGGAACUAGCUUACACCAGAACGUGUAUGAGAUGUUGAGUGAUCAUUCGGGGUGGUUUGUCAAGUAUCAACUACAGCUCCAUGAACUUUGGGGUGCCUUUCCGGAGAUGGCCCGUUCGCCUUAUGAUUUUAAUGUUGUUGAUGUAGUUAGAGGUGAAAAGAAGAAGAUAUGUUCAUUGUGCUGAGAAUUUCCUGGAAGCUGAUAAGAUAUAAUGUUCAUGACAAGAGUUUUAGGCAGAUGUCUGAUGUCAUCGACUACGCCUUUAGAAAGGACCCGUUUGCCCAUCGUUAUAUUGAAACUUUAGCGUAUUUCUAGAAGAUAGUUUUAUGUUUUUGUAUAUUUUUCUUCAUUAAAAUGUGGCUUAACUGGAUCCUGAAUGUGGCUCAUGUUAGUUUGUGUUUGUGCAUGUAUGUUUUGCAAAGGCAUUAUGGAUUGAAUGUUAGAACUGGUAUCUAA
Helianthus annuus (common sunflower) is the source of this 1464-nucleotide messenger RNA. RefSeq names its product F-box protein At5g07610-like. The transcript has a single exon. Gene Ontology annotation, molecular function: protein binding. Bases 209 to 1192 code for a protein of 327 amino acids. NCBI's taxonomy places the organism in Eukaryota, Viridiplantae, Streptophyta, Magnoliopsida, Asterales, Asteraceae. The record is from RefSeq and is a predicted model, not a curated record.